AAAUGCAAUAAAAGGUUUGAUUACUAUUAAAAGGUAGUCUUAUCUUCAUAUAUGAUGGCUGAGUGAAGCAGAAAGGAUUUUACUCCAAACUGUGAAAGUGUAGUCAUACUUAGAGCUGUCAGGAGGUGAAGGGGGGAAAGACAUUAGAGCAAUAAGGUGAAAGUACACCAGCUUUUGAGGAGUCUGAGCAGGGGCAAAAUGACAACACACAAAAUUUGUUAUGGACAAGAAAUAUUAUGUAAGCUAAGGCUCUGAGGGAUUUGGCCUCUCAGUUGCCAUACAGGACACCCGUGAGUGUGAAGGGAUUCAUCUUUACAUGGCAACCUUCUUGCAUUCUGUUUAAGAGACUUCUCACUUUCCAUGGGGCUUUAUUCUUUUCCCACUUAUCACUGACAUCAAGAAAAUGUUUCUCUUUGAUGGACUGCUGAAUCUUGAACUAUUAACCAGUAAAUUUGGAUCCCAAGUUAGGUGGUGACCACAGAUAUGCUGAAGAAUGUUUCAGUUUUAAUGCUACAUUCAAAAAUGAGCAUCUCCCUCUUGUUUGUGCCCUGAAAAAAAAGAAAAAAGAAACCUGGUUGCCUAAUUUCUGUGUAAUGUAUUAAGAGCACCACUGAUUUAGUGGUUUUGGACAGUGCUUUCCUGUUUUCAUGUUUUAUGCUAAAAACAAUUUCAACCCAAUUUCAGUAAGGUAUUAAUGCUACGUUCCCUUCAGAGAUGACCACCACCUUCUGGUUUUUGAGCACUGAGAUUGUUUUCUGUUUGAUUUAAUCAGAGGAUCACCUGUUUGGUGGUUGUGUGCAGCGUUGUCCUCUUUUCAUUCUAAAAAAUUUUUAACCCUAUUUCAACCAGGCUCCUCAAAAACUGAAAUGUGUUCCUCUGAGCUUUCAACUUUCGGCUCUGAUGUCUGGCAUUCCCCCAGCUCAUCUCCUCACGGCAAUAAGACUGACUCCCCUUCUGCAGUUCUCAAUAAAAUCCAGUCUGCCUCAUCCUACUCUUUGCUUCCUGAAGUGUGGUAGCAGAAUGAGAGUUUAUCACUGGAUUGAGAUGAGAACAAAGAUGCGGAUCAUGGGCUUCAGGGGAGCCACCAUUAAGCCGCUGAACGAGGAAUCGGCAGCAGAGCUGGGCGCCGAGUUACUGGGGGAGGCAAUCAUCUUCCUCAUUGGUGGUGGAUGCAUGGUGUUAGAGUACAGCAGGCAGGCGGCUAACUCUCGCCGUAAAGAGGAGGAGCUGAACGAGACCCUCAUAAGCCUACAGACGCAACUGGCAGAAUUAUCCCUAACGACAGAGACUCUAAGUGCGCAGCUGAGAGAGGUCAACAGGCAACUGCUGUCAUUUCCUGUUCCCACCAAAAAGUAACAAAUUUAGUUGUUUGCUAUACAGCAAGGCAUAAUGUCGGGUUGUGGGGUGAAGGAGUGAGUGCACGUGUAUAUGUACAGCCUCAUAGCUUUGAGCUGGGUGGAAGAGGUUGAUAUAAGUAUAUCACUGCAAUGUGGAUUUGGGUACUGUCAUUUGCUCAUGUUCUGAGCAACUAGUUGUAAAAAAAAAAGGGAAUUGCUAUGAUAUUCAUAGUGAAUUUCACUGGCUGACCUUGCAUGUUCAUUGUAAAGUUGACUGAGUGUAUAUAAAAACUAAAGUGGUGACCUUAAAGUUGAUAUAUACAUAUAUAUUUUUAACAGCUUCAGCAUAUUCCUUUCUUUGUAAUUCAGUGAUCCUCGUAGACCUUAAUCACUUUGGAAAUGCUGAAUUAUAUGAUUUUUUUUUUUUAAAUACUAAUUAUGAGUUACUAUUAAUGGAAAAAAAAUAUAAACACCAAAAAACAAAACCAGCUCAUAUCAGUGGAUUAGUUUUUGAGAGAAUCUGCCCCUGUACUGUCCAUAAAAUUCCAUGUUGUAAUUGCUGGUUUGUAAUUGGAUGUAUGGUGACAAUUGGAAAAAAAAAAAAUUGAAAUAAAACGAUAUGCUGGCUGUU
Messenger RNA from Oreochromis niloticus (Nile tilapia), 1968 nucleotides. It is a transcript of the gene opa3, whose product is annotated as outer mitochondrial membrane lipid metabolism regulator OPA3. Gene Ontology annotation, cellular component: mitochondrion. Gene Ontology annotation, biological process: regulation of lipid metabolic process. The record is from RefSeq and is a predicted model, not a curated record. The transcript is spliced from 2 exons. NCBI's taxonomy places the organism in Eukaryota, Metazoa, Chordata, Actinopteri, Cichliformes, Cichlidae. Bases 901 to 1356 code for a protein of 151 amino acids.